Blepharisma stoltei is the source of this 1889-nucleotide messenger RNA. NCBI's taxonomy places the organism in Eukaryota, Ciliophora, Heterotrichea, Heterotrichida, Blepharismidae. The record is from the annotation of a GenBank genome assembly.
AUGGAAGAAGAAAUUGAUAUAAAAGCAUCUGUAGGAAAAUACACUGAAGAUAUAGAACUUCAUAAUGACCUUGAAAUCCUCGCAACAAAAGAACACUUUUUUACUCGAUAUAAAUUGCAUAAAGUGAAAUGCUGGCAUAUUCCAGGUGUUGUAGUUGUGGGGACAGAGUUGACUUUUAUUAAUCAUUCAACUGGAGAACUAUUAAGUCCAGGCCCACAUAUUGGCUAUGCGCUUGAUGAUACCAAAGUGACUUCAGCAGAGCUGCUGCUUGACCUUGAUGAAUUUGUGAUAGAGUUAAGUGGAAGAGCCAAAACAAGCAUUGAUUUUAUCCAUUUUAGGACAAAUAAAGGAAAAUAUGCAGAAUUUGGAAACCCAUGAGCAGUUGGCCAAUUUCGAUACAAGCUUCCAAGAAACCAUGCUAUUCUUUCGCUAAUUGUAGGAAUUGGUCAAACGUUGCAAUAUUUAUCAGUUCAGCCUAUCCCAAUAGAAGCAGCACCUGUCGAGCAAUCGAUAUCGCAAUUAUCACCUACUUCUAACAGAUCUCCUACAAUAAUUAUUAAAUCGCAGUAUUUUGGAGUUGAAAAAUCCACUGCGAUUAUUGUUGAUGACUUUUUUGCAUUAAAUUUGCAUGAUCACGUCAAGAAUAAAACUUCGAAAAUAAUUGGGAUCAAUUUGAUAUCUGGAGCCAAAAUUUAUGGGAUGGAAGUUGUAUAUAGCAUGAAUCAGAGAAUAGUUAUGUCAAAUUAUAAUAUGGGCAAUGCAGUUAAUAUAAAGAAAGGAGUGAGGGAUGCUUUUCAAAUAGAAGAGCAGGACUUUUUAGUAGAAGUCAUAGGGACUAAAGAUAGCAAAGGGAUUUCUUCGUUGUGUUUUGUAACACAGAAUGAUAAAAGAUUUUAUUAUGGGAAAUAUUAUCUAUAUCGUUUUAACGUCCAGUACGGGUAGCCGUUACUCCCAGGGCUACCACCAUAUUUAUCCACGUGUCGAGCCCAUGGACCUCUGGACUGAUCCACUUUGUUUCACCAAGGCACGGGUAAAUACGAUGUUCCGGCUUCGACGGGCUGCGUUCGCCUCGCGUUCCUUGACUCAGCUCCUGCGCGUAUUCCGCCUAAGGGUCACCUUCCUCGGGUGUGCUGAGAGGUAAAACUUUGAGCCUCUUGAUGUACUUUGAGCAGUGCCUCGGCUUAUCUGCCAGAAUUAAACUGCUAUUGCUGUACACCCCAUAAAUAAAAUUGCUUGAGGGAGAGAAAAUUAGCAGAGUUAAUUUCGCUCGAACCGAAUGCCAUUUUAUUUAUUUUAUUAUGGGAAACAGAAAGGAGAGCAGUUUAGUAUUCAUUCUGAGAGAGAUUACGGUUAGAUAGGGUUAAAAUGGGGUUUAUUUCAGCCUGUAUCCAAUCGAGCUUCACGCUCAUGUGGCGCAAGACGCUAAAGCCAUAUAACGCCGUUUUCCUAUUGGGCCACUAAAAAUGCUGAUGUUGCCAGUCUAACGGAUAGACUCAUCUAAACCUCCUUGGACCAAAAAUGGCACUAUGGCCCUCUUAACCCUGGAAGAGCUCUGGGUAUGAGUAAAGCGUCUGAUCCCUCCUUCUGAAACUACCUAUUCCUUUUUCUUGCAACAUAAUGCUUUUCAGAAGUGUUCGAUUGUUGUUGCGCUGCCGGUCCUCCUGCCUGUCGGCCGAUGAGGAUGCCCAAUCACCCCCCAGAAAUUCUGCCACCUGACCUUUCGGCUGGUUUUUUCUUCUGGCUGACUAAAAUUUUGGGUUUUUCUUGUUUCGCACAGCAUCUCUGAUGGCAAAAAUUCUCGCAUUCAUUCUGAAGGUUUGGAAAUUGUAGCCAUUAGAGGAGUUUUUAUAAAUACACAAGUUCUUGGGAUUAUGGGAUAUUUUGCAUAA